Aspergillus pseudonomiae is the source of this 1755-nucleotide messenger RNA. RefSeq names its product putative Snf1 kinase complex beta-subunit Gal83. Bases 242 to 1600 code for a protein of 452 amino acids. Gene Ontology annotation, molecular function: protein kinase binding. Lineage: Eukaryota; Fungi; Ascomycota; Eurotiomycetes; Eurotiales; Aspergillaceae. The record is from RefSeq and is a predicted model, not a curated record. The transcript has 3 exons. Gene Ontology annotation, cellular component: nucleus; nucleotide-activated protein kinase complex; cytoplasm. Gene Ontology annotation, biological process: signal transduction.
GUUUUUACUAGGACUGUAUUUACAUUUCCAGUACUGUUUGGACUCUAAAUCACGCUUGAUAUUUUUCCGGGGCCUUCUAGUUUGUUUUACCAGUCUGUGUUCCCCCCAUUGUCGGUCGAGGACCGCGGUCUGAUGCUAGCGACCCAAUCUACAUAACGUCCAUCUCGUCUCAACUUCCUUCCCCUCCUCCCCUUCGUUCAUCUAUAUCUGUCUCCCACAUCUUCGCUUCUCUCCGCCUCUAAUGGGUAACAACCCUUCCAAAGGUCCCGCCGGAGAUGUUCCGCCGACUUCGGGUCCCUCGACCCAUGCGGGUGACAAGAAAGUAACUCGCCGACCAUCGCUCAAUGCUUCAUCAGGCACAGCAAAAGCCACUGCCGCGGAUCCUUCUGCCUCCAAAGAGACGGCAACUGGUUAUUCAGCUUCACAAAAUCGGGCAUCGGUUCAACAGCGUCUUCAAUCGCGCAAUGCUCUAGACUCAGCGACGCGGUAUGCGCCUGAAACUAAGAAAAUAGACAUACGCUCCCCCGAUCCGUCAAACCCCGUCCAGGUGCCAACCUCACGAACUAGUGCUAGGAAUGAUCAUUAUACAUCUGUAGCGCCGUCCGCUCCACCUCACAAUGCCUACUACAGCGCAUCUGCACAUCUCCAGCGGCCACCUCGAUUGCCUCUACCGAUUGGUGAUGCCAUGGCGACGCCAGGCUCACCUUAUAUGGGAUCGCCUCCCGCGGAUCAAUUGCUCGAUGAACAGACAGGUCAGGGAGAUUCGAAGUUGGGCGAUACCGCCGUUGAGGAUGAAGAAGUCUUGGAAGAGCUGGAGCCGUAUACAAGCAGUGGUGUAGGCCGGCCUGUUCCCACAAUUAUAGAAUGGACUGCUCCUGGCGACAAGGUUUAUGUCACCGGAACCUUUGUCAACUGGGAGAAAAAGUUCCGUCUCCACAGAAGUGAAAGUAACCCCGGUGUUAUGUCAACCAGGUUAAAUCUCCGCCCUGGAACCCACCACUUAAAAUUCAUCGUAGACGGUGAGAUGCGCGCGGCGGACAGUCUUCCCACUGCAGUAGACUUUACCAAUCAUCUCGUUAAUUACAUCGAAAUAAGCGCCGACGACGCUAAUCGGUCACGAAGUGGGAGCGAUAAAACAUCUCAAAGCAAUGUUCCUCCUGGAGUCUACCCUCCGCAAGUCCUGCCCACUCGAGCUGGGUCUGAGCAGGUUGGAUCCGGAUCAGCCGUUGAAGAUCAACCGGACGAGCUGGAAGAGAUUCCCCAAGGAGACUUCCGUCGUAUAAUCCCGCAGUUCCUUGUUGACUUAGACAGAGACGAUGAAACUCAAGAGAGCCCAGCUUACCAACAAGCUGUCAAUGUGAUUGGCGAUGCACCUACGCCACCAAGUCUACCACUGUUCCUGGGAAAGUCGAUAUUAAACGGCACUACGCCAAUGAAGGACGAUAGCAGCGUACUGAAUUAUCCCAACCAUACUGUUCUGAAUCAUCUGGCAACGAGCAGUAUCAAAAAUGGCGUUCUGGCUACCAGUGCAACAACCAGAUACAAACGCAAGUACGUAACGACAAUUUUGUAUAAGCCAACAGGGGAUAUCGCGGGAUAGACAUAAACACACAAGACGUCACUGCAUAUCCCCUGUUCGGUCAGGAGUGGCCCAUUACUCCUUAGCUAGACAAGACCUUGUUAAACGUUCUUCGCCUAAUGAAUCUCCGCUGGCUCCAUACUCCACUUCGUGUUUGAAACAUCCGAGGAAUCUUU